AUGGCGCACAUCUAUGAGGUCGGGACAAGGGCCUGGCAGCCUGACCCGACGGAGGGAUGGGUCGCAUCGGAGGUCAAGGAGAAGCUGGUGGACGGAGAAAAGGUUCAGCUGAUAUUCGAGUUGGAGAAUGGCGAGACCAAGACCGUCGCGACCACGCAGGCAGAGCUUCAGGUGGACAACAACUCGAAUCUGCCGCCAUUAAUGAACCCGGCCAUGUUGGAAGCGAGCGAGGACCUGACGAAUCUGUCCCAUCUGAAUGAGCCCGCUGUCCUGCAGGCUAUAAAACUCCGUUAUGCCCAGAAAGAGAUAUAUACGUACAGUGGAAUCGUGCUGAUUGCCACAAACCCCUUCGCCCGUGUGGACUCGCUCUAUGUGCCGCAGAUGGUGCAGGUCUACGCGGGGAAGCAGCGCGCCUCCCAGGCACCUCACUUGUUCGCCAUUGCAGAAGAGGCUUUCGCUGACAUGCUCCGCGACGGGAAGAACCAAACGAUUGUGGUCUCGGGUGAAUCCGGUGCUGGAAAGACCGUGAGCGCAAAAUAUAUCAUGCGCUAUUUCGCGACACGCGAGUCUUCGGACCAGCCUGGGAAAUACACCACGAGCCGGGCAGACGCCAUCAGUGAGACCGAAGAGCAGAUUCUGGCAACUAACCCGGUGAUGGAGGCGUUCGGUAACGCCAAAACGACCCGGAACGACAAUUCCUCCCGCUUCGGAAAAUACAUCGAGAUCAUGUUUGACGAGCGAACGAACAUCAUUGGCGCAAAGAUCCGGACAUAUUUGCUCGAGCGAUCCAGACUUGUGUUCCAGCCGCUUAAGGAGCGGAACUACCACAUUUUCUAUCAGCUUGUGGCUGGUGCCACCGAUGAAGAGAGGCUGGAGCUGGGUAUGCUGCCCGUCGAGGAGUUCGAUUACCUCAACCAGGGCGGCACGCCAAUCAUCGACGGUGUCGACGAUAAGGCCGAGUUCGAUGCGACGAGGAAGUCUUUGGGCACCAUUGGUGUGUCGGCACAGCAUCAGACUGAAAUCUUCCGCGUCCUGGCGGCUCUGCUGCAUCUGGGUAACGUGAAGAUCACGGCCACUCGCACCGACUCCUCUCUCUCAUCAUCCGAGCCAUCCCUCGUUCGUGCAUGUGAGAUGCUAGGAAUUGAUGCCAAUGAGUUUGCCAAGUGGAUUGUCAAGAAGCAGCUCAUCACCCGUGGUGAGAAGAUCACCUCCAAUCUCACUCAGCAACAGGCCAUUGUAGUUCGGGACUCGGUUGCCAAAUUCAUCUACUCGAGUCUCUUCGACUGGCUGGUGGAUAAAAUCAACCGCGGUCUGGCCACUGAUGAGGUUCUCGAACGAGUCAAUACCUUCAUUGGCGUCCUGGAUAUCUACGGUUUCGAGCAUUUUGCCAAGAACUCCUUUGAACAGUUCUGCAUCAACUACGCGAAUGAGAAAUUGCAGCAGGAAUUCAACCAGCACGUGUUCAAGCUCGAGCAGGAAGAAUACGUUCGAGAAGAGAUUGACUGGACGUUUAUUGAUUUCUCGGACAACCAGCCCUGUAUCGAUCUGAUCGAGGCCAAACUUGGAAUUUUGUCCCUUCUAGACGAAGAAUCUAGGCUUCCUAUGGGAUCCGAUGAGCAGUUCGUCACCAAGCUUCACCACCAUUUCGCCGCCGACAAGCAGAAGUUCUACAAGAAACCUCGCUUUGGCAAGUCCGCUUUCACCGUUUGCCACUAUGCCGUUGAUGUCACCUACGAGUCGGAUGGCUUCAUCGAGAAGAACCGAGACACCGUUCCUGACGAGCACUUGGGGGUGCUGCGGAACUCGUCGAACAACUUCAUCAAGGAAAUCCUGGACACUGCCGCCGCGGUCCGCGAGAAGGACUCGGCUGCGGUCUCAUCCAAGGCCGUAGCUGCAGCCCCAGGACGUCGGAUCGGUGUUGCUGUCAACCGCAAACCCACACUAGGGGGAAUCUUCAAAUCCUCGCUAAUUGAGCUGAUGAACACGAUCAACUCUACCGAAGUGCAUUACAUCCGCUGUAUCAAGCCCAACGAGGCCAAGGAAGCUUGGAAGUUCGAGGGACCUAUGGUUCUUAGCCAGCUUAGAGCUUGCGGUGUCUUGGAAACUGUUCGAAUCAGUACAGCAGGAUAUCCUACGCGUUGGACAUAUGAGGAGUUUGCCAUCCGCUACUACAUGCUUUGUCAUUCCUCGCAGUGGACAUCUGAGAUCCGAAACAUGUGCCAUGCGAUCCUGCGAAAGGCUCUUGGUGAUGCCAAUCACCAAAAGCAGGAUAAGUACCAGCUUGGUCUAACCAAGAUCUUUUUCCGGGCAGGUAUGCUUGCUUUCCUGGAGAAUUUACGGACAUCACGCUUGAACGAAUGCGCGAUUAUGAUCCAGAAGAACCUGCGCUGCAAGUAUUAUCGGCGCCGCUAUCUGGAGGCCCGCGAGUCUAUUCUCACCACUCAGGCUUUCAUCCGCGGAUUCUUGGCUCGCCAGCGGGCCCAGGAAAUCCGCCGGAACAAAGCUGCGACCACGAUUCAGAGGGUCUGGCGUGGGUCGAAGGACCGGAAACGCUACGUCGAGAUUCGGAACAAUGUCAUUUUGUUCCAGUCUGUUAUGAAGGGUUUCCUCUGCCGGCGCAAUAUCAUGGACUCGAUCAAUGGCAAUGCGGCCAAGGUAAUCCAGCGUGCGUUCCGCUCGUGGCGCCAGUUGCGGUCCUGGCGAGAGUAUCGCCGCAAGGUUGUCAUUGUUCAGAACUUGUGGAGAGGAAAGCAAGCCCGACUAGCCUACAAGUCGCUGCGCGAGGAAGCCCGAGAUCUCAAGCAGAUUUCCUACAAGUUGGAGAACAAGGUGGUGGAGCUUACCCAGUACUUGGAGUCACUGAAGCGUGAAAACAAGUCCCUGGUCUCGCAGCUGGAGAACUAUGAGACCCAGCUGAAGUCUUGGCGCGCCAGGCAUAACACGCUUGAGGCGCGCGCCAAGGAGCUUCAGGCGGAGGCUAAUCAGGCUGGUAUUACCGCAGCUCGAUUAGAGGCCGUUGAGGAAGAGAUGACCAAGCUGCAGCAAAGCCAUGCUGAAGCCCAAGCCACCAUCAAGCGGCUUCAGGAGGAGGAGCGAGUCUCCCGUGAGGCGCUCCGUGUCACCAAUGAGGAGUUAGAACGCCUCAAGUUGGUCAAUGGCGACCACGAGAAGGAGAAGACGGCUCUUCGCCAGCGGGUUUCGGAGCUCGAAGAAGAGCUGGAGGUUGCCAAGCGAUCGGUGCCGGUCAAUGGUGUCAAUGGCGAGGUGCCCAAUGGUGCUGUUGCUCCUACACCUGCCAACGGUUUGAUUAAUCUCGUCUCGACCAAGAAGCCCAAGCCGCAGAGGCGCAGUGCGGGUGCAGAGAAGGUCGGGACAGAUCGCUUCAGCGGUGCAUUCAACCCGCGCCCUGUCUCUAUGGCCAUUCCCGGGCCUGGCGCUGCUCGCUCAGCUGCUGCCUUCUCUCCCGGUCUGGACUCGGUGGAGGCAGAACUCGAGCAAUUGCUCUCUGAAGAGGAUGAUUUGAACGACGAGGUCACUAUGGGUCUGAUCCGCAACCUCAAGAUCCCCCUGCCAAGCUCGACCCCUCCCCCGACCGACAAGGAGGUCCUGUUCCCUGCGUACUUGAUCAAUCUGGUCACUUCGGAAAUGUGGAACAAUGGGUUCGUCAAGGAAUCCGAGCGUUUCCUGGCCAACGUGAUGCAAUCUAUCCAGCAGGAGGUCAUGCAGCACGAUGGCGAGGAUGCGAUCAACCCCGGCGCCUUCUGGCUCUCCAACGUGCACGAGAUGCUGUCCUUUGUCUUCUUGGCCGAGGAUUGGUACGAGGCGCAAAAGACGGACAAUUACGAGUACGAUCGUCUGCUGGAGAUUGUGAAGCAUGACUUGGAGAGCUUGGAGUUCAACAUCUACCACACGUGGAUGAAGGUGUUGAAGAAGAAGCUGUACAAGAUGAUUGUUCCGGCCAUCAUCGAGUCCCAGUCUCUGCCUGGUUUCGUCACCAGCGAAACCAACCGAUUCCUCGGCAAGCUGUUGCCCUCGAACAACAACCCGGCCUACAGUAUGGACAACCUGCUGAGCCUUCUCAACGGUGUGUAUCGGGCCAUGAAGGCCUUUUACAUCGAGGACACCAUCAUCACGCAGACCGUCACCGAGCUUUUGAAGCUGGUUGGAGUCACUGCAUUCAACGACUUGCUCAUGCGCCGAAACUUCCUGUCGUGGAAGCGUGGUCUGCAGAUCAACUACAAUAUUACUCGUAUCGAGGAAUGGUGCAAGAGCCAUGAUAUGCCGGAGGGGACGCUUCAGCUGGAGCAUUUGAUGCAAGCGACCAAGCUUCUUCAGCUGAAAAAGGCUACCUUGAAUGAUAUUGAGAUCAUUCAAGAUAUUUGCUGGAUGCUCUCGCCAAACCAAAUCCAAAAGCUCUUGAACCAGUACCUCGUGGCCGACUAUGAACAGCCCAUCAACGGCGAGAUCAUGAAGGCCGUUGCCUCUCGAGUCACCGAGAAGAGCGACGUUCUCCUCCUGACCCCGGUGGACAUGGAAGACAGCGGCCCCUACGAGAUCGCCGAGCCCCGGGUGAUCACUGCUUUGGAGACGUAUACCCCAUCCUGGCUCCAAACGCCACGGCUGAAGCGGCUGGCUGAAAUUGUGUCUGCGCAGGCGAUGGCGCAGCAGGAGAAACUGGAGAUAGAUAACGGGGCGUUGGAGGAGUAG
Penicillium canariense is the source of this 4707-nucleotide messenger RNA. Its product is annotated as type V myosin. Lineage: Eukaryota; Fungi; Ascomycota; Eurotiomycetes; Eurotiales; Aspergillaceae. Gene Ontology annotation, cellular component: actin cytoskeleton; cytoplasm; myosin complex. Gene Ontology annotation, biological process: actin filament organization; vesicle transport along actin filament. Gene Ontology annotation, molecular function: actin filament binding; ATP binding; microfilament motor activity. The transcript is spliced from 7 exons. The record is from RefSeq and is a predicted model, not a curated record. Bases 1 to 4707 code for a protein of 1568 amino acids.